Molecule: messenger RNA, 741 nt
Organism: Cordyceps fumosorosea ARSEF 2679
Lineage: Eukaryota; Fungi; Ascomycota; Sordariomycetes; Hypocreales; Cordycipitaceae
Exons: 1
Coding region: 1-741 (246 amino acids)
Source: RefSeq, a predicted model, not a curated record
AUGCGCACCGCUGUAUUCACCAUUGUCCUGGCCGGCAUAGCCACCGCCGACCUGGCCCCGGCCCCGGCCCCCACAGCGGCCGCAUUGCUCGAGGCCCGGGCCGCCACCGCGUGCGACGUCGACUACGACCUCGGACGGCCCGUGCAGCCGCCCGCCAGCAUCAAGUCGUGGCUGCGCACCGCGCGCCCCCCCAACGAGUGCACCGACGUCAUGCCCGCCAGCCUCACCGCCGGCUGGAUGUCGUACCUCGGCCAGCUGUCCAGCUUCGUCGCGCACGCCGGCGAGAAGACGGCCUCGCUGACGGACCUCUGCGGCUCCGCGACGUACACGGUGUCCAUCGAGUUCUGCGCGACGCAGGGCAAGAUCGUGGUCACCGACGAGGGCAGUGGCGACGCGGUGACGACCAUCGCAAACACGGUGCGCAACCCGGGCGCGGUGGUGCUGACGUCGAGGAAUGGCAAGAUUGGCGUGGCGAGCGCUGCGGCGACGGAGUCGGACUCGGCGCCAGCGAGUACCGGCAGCACCGGCAGCAGCAGCGGUGGUGCGACCAGGACGAGUACAAAGGGCAGCGCGCCGGCGACGACGGGGGCGGCAACGACGACGACGACGACGGGUGGUGCGACCAAGUCGAGCGCGGCGGCUAGCAGCACGGCAAGCAGCACGCCAAAGAGCAACGCGGCGGGUGAGAUUGGCGCUGGCGUGGCGGCUGUGGCUGCUGGUGUUGCCCUCUUGGCUCUCUAG